Messenger RNA from Coprinopsis cinerea okayama7#130, 1629 nucleotides. RefSeq lists its product as hypothetical. Bases 1 to 1629 code for a protein of 542 amino acids. The transcript has a single exon. The record is from RefSeq and is a predicted model, not a curated record. NCBI's taxonomy places the organism in Eukaryota, Fungi, Basidiomycota, Agaricomycetes, Agaricales, Psathyrellaceae.
AUGCUUUCCCUGAAAUUGCGCGACUCCAAAGCCUCUGACGCGUCCCCUUCUGUUUCUCUUGAGCGAGGAACGUACAGGAUGCGUGCCCCACGUUCAAUGAAGCCCGUAGCCCCCCUCGACUUCCACAAGGCGGCCAAACGGUCUCGCCCAACAAAUCACCAACAAGACCUCCUCAACAGGAACUUUUCGAUUCUGCUAACUGUGUUGGCGUUUGCCUGCAUUGGGUGCUUUGCCACGGCUUACUAUCUCUUCUCAACUAGGUGGGCCUUGGAUUCCUGGCGCGACCCCUCGACCCUGGCUAAUGGAACGCUACCAGCUCGCGCACCGUCAGACUUGGCUGACACUGCAGACGGCCUCUCAAAUGUCCUACCUAUGGCGAUGGACCGACUUCUCACCUACCUUCCCCAUAGCGGGUUUCACAACCAGCGGAUAGCGUUCGAAAAUGCGGUGGUCCUGGCCCAACUUCUCAAUAGGACCCUACUUGCACCACCAAUCCACUUGGCCACCAAGGCCACUCGCUUCAUGCAAUACGACAGCCUGUUCCAGACACUGGCUCUAUCAGGGAGGGAGGGACUACACCAUUGCGCAUCCAUACCCCACUAUAUAUUCACCCCUUUGGAAUGUCUCCAUUACUCCGACUCCACGACACUACCGUGGACUGCCCUUUUCGAUCUGUCUACAGUUCACGCCACCCAACCUGUCAUCUACCUUCAGGAUUUAUCCCAGAUAGCUCGCAUUCAUUCAUACUUCUCUCAGGAUGCCAUAGUCGUCGUCGCGGAUGAGAACCCGUACCAGUAUCGCUUUCGCGACGCGGGGGAUAUCACCUCUCAUAGGGCGAGCAAGUUUGAAAGGGAUAUUCUCCUCUCGGAACUCCGAGAAUCUACCUCCCCGCUGCUCCAGCUUGGAUCCCUGUUUGGAUCCCACCGACUCUUACUCAAUUCGAGCAGCGCCCAAAUUCAACGCAACAUCCAAUCUAGCAUGGUCCUCCGCCACCGCGCCUUAACUCGUGCUGCAGCGCUUGUGAAGAAAGAGAUGUCCGAAAUUUACCUUGGUGCCCAUAUUCGAAUUGGCGAUGGCGAUUUCUAUGCAAAUCGACAAAAAACUAUAUCCCGGAUAUGGUGUACACUGCUCCAGAGCGUUGGCCUCGAACAAGAUGACAUCGUCAAGACUACACUGCACCACGAUCUCAAGUUUUCAUUCGGAAACGAUACAUCUCCCUGCCAAGGUACCCGCCAGAAGGGAUCGUUGCCAAACGAACUACGACAAUGGACCCCUUCGAGCUCGCCCGCAAGAUGCCGUCGACCCCAAAUUCCUCUGUCUGGAAGCGCCUUCAGCGUCGGCGUACCCUUGUUCAUUUCCACGGAUGUAGAGAAUCCCCGCACCCAUCCAUUGUUGGCACCAAUCCUUACCACCUUCCCUUGUACCUUUUUCCUUUCCGACUUCGAUCGCGAAACGGCAGAGCUUGCCGACCUUCAGAACCCGGUGGACGGAAUUAGACUUGGUGACUUCUUCAUGCCGUUCUUAGAUGCGAUGGUGGUUGCCAACGCAGCAUUGGUUGUCGGGACUGAAGGUAGCACGUUCAGCAAGUAUAUAGUGACCACUCUGUGGCCAUCUUACCAUGAUACUUGA